CAAAAGGAAGAAGCUUUUCCCUUUUCUGUCUCCUGCCCACCAUUCUCCUCCUUUUGGGUGGACUUGCAUCGCACGUCUGGCAGUAUGGAGUCCCUAAAUCUGUGUCACACCUGAUGUCACAACUGGAGCUGCACUGGUUGGAAAGUUUCUGGAUGCCUCAAGAGACAUGCACUUUUGACUGUAGGCUUACUAUUGUUGAGAGUGUCCCUGAGGGCCUCAGCUUCCCUUCCGGCUCGCCACACCUGCAGAACAUUUCAGACACUUGGACUAAUCUGCUAAACAAAGCAAACCGCUCUGUCCACAUUGGUGCUUUCUAUUUCACACUCCGAGAUUCAGAUUUAGGCCUUACGGAGCCCUCGUCUGUGCUGGGCAAAAAAGUGUUCAACCAGCUGAAGCAGCUGGAACCAAAAGGAGUGAAGUUGAAGAUCGCUGUAAACGCCCCUCAGCCGUACAUCGCAGACACAGACGAACUGGUUGCAACAGGGGCUGAGGUCAGGGGAGUUGACCUGCAGAGCAUCACUGGAGGCAUUUUGCACACCAAACUAUGGGUUGUGGAUAAGAAACACAUGUAUUUAGGGAGCGCAAACAUGGAUUGGCGUUCCCUUACCCAGGUACGUCUAAAUCAAGCGACAUUUAAAGAAAGAUCUGAGAAUCUGUCCUGUGCCACUGAAGAUCGGAGCCAGAUUCUCCUCAUAACUGAGAAACUUAUUUCUGAUGUAGCCGAACCAAUGGGCAGCUUUUUGGUUUUCUUAAUGGAUCAUUACACCUCCCGACUCAUCGCCAUUGCCCGUACUAACCCUGACCUGUUCGACUUCGCCAGAGACUUCAGUGUUUUCGCCACGACCUGCUCAUUUGACGAUGGGACACUGAAGUCUCUGUUCUGGAUCGGGGAGGCCAUCAUCCGGUGUCUGGGGAGCAUCAACCCCCGAUCCGGAACACAGCCAGACCCAGAGCCCAGCCCACCAUCACCCCGCUGUGCGGAGCAAGAGCCUGAGCCUACCGAUGAUGGAGAGCCUGAGCCUGUCGCAACCGACGAGCCAUCGCCUGAUGGAGCGACAGAACUGAGGAUCGCCUUGGAGCCAGAGCCCGUGACAUCAGACCAGGUGUGA
This is a messenger RNA of Sinocyclocheilus rhinocerous, 1109 nucleotides long. RefSeq names its product phospholipase D3-like. The transcript has 7 exons. The coding region runs from base 114 to 1109 and encodes 331 amino acids. NCBI's taxonomy places the organism in Eukaryota, Metazoa, Chordata, Actinopteri, Cypriniformes, Cyprinidae. The record is from RefSeq and is a predicted model, not a curated record. Gene Ontology annotation, molecular function: catalytic activity.